This is a messenger RNA of Syngnathoides biaculeatus (alligator pipefish), 2608 nucleotides long. Its product is annotated as phosphatidylinositol transfer protein alpha isoform-like. The record is from RefSeq and is a predicted model, not a curated record. The coding region runs from base 96 to 908 and encodes 270 amino acids. The transcript is spliced from 12 exons. Gene Ontology annotation, biological process: phospholipid transport. Gene Ontology annotation, cellular component: cytoplasm. Gene Ontology annotation, molecular function: phosphatidylcholine intramembrane carrier activity; phosphatidylcholine binding; phosphatidylinositol binding. NCBI's taxonomy places the organism in Eukaryota, Metazoa, Chordata, Actinopteri, Syngnathiformes, Syngnathidae.
CGAAGAAGGAAACCGUGCCCAUUCACUACUCUGAACACGUUAGAAGCAGCUGCUCAGGCUUUUCCAUCUCUUUUGGACAGAGCCACGGAGUCAACAUGCUGAUUCGAGAAUACCGAAUUGUCCUGCCCGUUUCAGUGGAUGAGUAUCAAGUGGGCCAGCUGUAUACUGUAGCAGAAGCCAGCAAGAAUGAGACCGGUGGAGGAGAGGGUGUAGAAGUGUUGCACAAUCUUCCCUAUGAGAAAGAUGAUGGAGAGAAGGGACAGUUUACCCACAAGAUCUACCACAUAAAGAGUAAAAUGCCACGCUUUGUGCAAGUACUUGCACCAAAAGGUUCUCUUGAGAUUCAUGAAAAGGCCUGGAAUGCAUAUCCGUACUGCAGAACCAUUAUCAGUAAUUCAUACAUGAACGAAAGAUUCGAAAUUAAGGUUGAGACAUGGCACAAGCCGGACAUGGGAGAACAAGAGAAUGUACAUGGACUCAACAAAAGUGAUUGGGAAAAAACUGAAGUUGUCAACAUUGAUAUUGCUGAUAGAAAAGGUAUAUCUGACAAGGACUACAAAGAGGAUCAGGAUCCAGCCAAGUUUAAGUCAGAAAAAACGGGAAGAGGGCCACUUGGUCCUGACUGGAAGAAAGAACUUCUUAACAAUCCUAGCUGCCCACAUAUGUGUGCCUAUAAACUAGUCACGAUAAAGUUCGGGUGGUUUGGCCUUCAGACAACAGUGGAGAACACCAUUCAAAAGAUUGAGAGGCGUAUCUUCACCCACUUCCACAGACAGUUAUUCUGCUUGAUUGAUAAAUGGAUUGAUCUUUCCAUGGAUGACAUCCGCAAAAUGGAGGACGAGACAAAGAAAGAACUGGAUGAGAUGAGACGUAAUGAUGAAGUCAAAGGCAUGGACAUUGAUGAAUGAGAGGUUGAACCUCUGAUCCAGACUCCACCCAUGACACAGUGGACUAAGAACUUUAACUCAUGCUCCAAGAAUCCUACAGUUCUGCAAUUUUAAAGGGUUGGGAUUAUUUAUGGAUCAAAAUACAAAAAAGGAAGCAUCACUAGACAUGUUUGCAAGGUGCUUCAAACUUCCAAAUUGAGCCUCUUGCUUAAACCUCGACACGUGGCAAUAAUUUUUGGUUAUCUUAUGUCAGUGAUUUCGCCUGUCUGAGUUGCACUGCAUUUGUGGAUUAUCAUUUCAUUGUUGGUUUGUCUACAAAACAUAAAGUUGACAAACUUUUAAGAAUUUCUCUUUUUAAUGCAAUGAAGCAUAUGUUGCUGAUGAGACUUCCUUCCUGUUACUGUUUUGUGCUCAUAGACAAUCCUGUGUUCAACUGGUUCUGGUGUUUCUGGUUUCUGCGGUGGAUGGGUUUCACUAAAGGUCCAUGAUUUUGUGAAUUUCCAUUUUAAAAGGGUUAUUCUGAGAAUGAUGGAAAUACUGAUUACUGUAGUGGCUGGUUGAGUUUACUGUUUUCUAAUUUUUUUUUUUUUUUUUUUGGAGCAGGUUCUACUGUUAGUCGUUGUACUGACACCUUUGCCAGUCAUUUGGUAUCCUAAUUUCUUAGAUUAAACUAUACUGAUUUUAUUGUAAUGCACUGGGGUGUCUACGUUCAAGAGUACAUUAAAUCCACACUUUUCUCAUUUCUUCUCAAGCUGUUUUUGUCAUGGUCCUGCCGGUCCCCGACACAGCACACACCAACAGCUAUCAGAGAGGCGCACACCUGCGCCUCGUUCCCCGCAAUUAGGACAGAUACAAAUAGGAUUCCUCGUACGGUCUGACCUUUGCCAGAUCGUUGCCUCGUUCCCGCACUCUUGUGAUUCCGUUCCUGAUUUCCCGUGUAGCGACCCCUGCCUGCCCACUGACCUGCUUCCUACGCCUAACGACCUUGUCACUACUGCUCUCGUUGACUGCCUGCCUCAUCCCCGACACUGGACUGAAUGAAAACACUUCCAGAACUGCCUCUACGUCUCCAGGGUCGUGCAUUUGGGUCCAACCCCGUGUUCUGGUCGUGACAGAACGAUCUGGCCAUAACAUGGACCCACCUGACUUUUUUAUUGCCGAGCAGGCUGCUGAGACUGAGCCCAUGCAAGUUGAGGGGGUCCUUUGAAAAGUUAAAAUGGUCCUCAGAUACGCUUGGGGAAUGUGUAAUUCUGAUGAAAGAUAUCUGGCUAGGUUACAAGGCCCGGUUUAUUCUUUUUCCAAAGCCUAAACCACAGUUGACGAAUUGUCUACGAUGAAUUAAGUCUCGCGGAAGAGCGCACGUACAACUAAGUGUGGACAAUAUCAACAAACACAAGGCUGUAUGUUUGAAGGUAAGGGAGUAGUAACUUCUCUGAGUUUUAUUGAAUUAUGAUCAGUGCUUUAUACAUUGCAGGCGAACAACUUUCACUUUGUUACUGUAUCACUGACCUGUUGAAUGAAGUAAUGUUUUAUGCCGAAGAGUCUGGUUAGUGAUACUAAAUGCGCGAUGUCAUACAAGAGAAAUGUCCAUUUGCCUAUUUGAAUCACAUCGGACAUGCAAGACAGAGCACUGGUUUCCAUUAUGAGCCAAGUCAAAUGAAUACACCCACUCGCCUAUAAAGGCUACAAUGAUAUCACUUCUGAUCUUUCCAAGUAAAAAG